This is a messenger RNA of Morus notabilis, 1744 nucleotides long. Its product is annotated as F-box protein At3g03040. The transcript has 3 exons. Lineage: Eukaryota; Viridiplantae; Streptophyta; Magnoliopsida; Rosales; Moraceae. Gene Ontology annotation, molecular function: protein binding. The record is from RefSeq and is a predicted model, not a curated record. The coding region runs from base 245 to 1603 and encodes 452 amino acids.
AAUGGCUCGCCGGUUACCUUUUUGUUUGGGCACAGAAAAACCCGCCCACUACCCAGCAAAUAACGGAAGAAUGAAACUGAUGUAUAAUGCUUCUUCUUUUCUGGUUCUCCCUCUUCCUUUCAGACUCUGCUAAAAGGCUCUCUCUUCUGUACUUGGCUUUCGUUUGUUUCUCUCUUUACCAGCACGUCUCAAAGAUAUUAGGGGACUGAAGAUAUUGGGUAUUAACUAUAUUCCCCUUAUUUGUAUGGCUACAAAGAGAGUCAAACAUGAUGAUGGAAUGAAGCAAGAUCAGGAACCUGAUACCACAUUUGAGGAUCGAAUAUCGGACUUACCUGAUGCUAUCAUUCUUCACAUAUUAUCUUUUCUUCCCACCUUAUAUGCCGUUCGGAUGAGCCUUCUUUCCAAGCGAUGGAGACGCAUGUGGACUUUGGUUCCUGUGUUAGACUUUUGUGAUUCAAGGGAUACUCACGAUUUCAGAAGAGUUGACGAAAGAAGUACUGGACGGAAAAAAUUCUAUAAGUUCGUAAAUGAGUGUUUGAAACACCCAUAUGCAGAUACAACCAUUUCUAAAUUUAAGCUCAGAAUGGAAUACUAUGGAGGCAGUAGCCAAAUGAAUGGUUGGCUGAAAUUUCCCGUUAAAAAGAAUGUUCAGGAGUUAGACCUCCAUUUUCAAUCUGCAGGAUACUGCUUACCUUAUAGCAUAUAUCAUUUGAGAGCGUUAACUGUUCUAAAGUUGAAUGGUUUAGCAUUGUUCAGUUUUUCUCCUUCAAGUCUUCCUUCGCUGAAAGAGUUGUAUCUCACAAAUAACCGACUGGACGAUCGAUUACUGAACUUUCUUUUCUUGGGCUGCCCUUCUCUCGAGAUACUUCAUGUAAAUUAUUGUUACGGCUUGUUAAAUCCAAAAGUUACAAGUUUGAGCCUGAAAUCAAUGGAAUUUAGGACCGAUUGUCAGACAAUUGAAGUUGAAGCUAUUAAUCUCCAUUCUUUUGUAUAUAGUCAAGGUGGAGGCCGCAAUAUAAAUUUGGCUCGGUGUAGGACAAUUAGAAAUCUCUCGAUUUGCAACGCUUGUUUGACUGACCAAUGGUUAGAAGAUUUGAUUCCUCAACUUCCCCUGCUGGAGAGCUUGAAAUUAAAGGAUUGCCUUGGCUUGCAACACAUCAAGAUCUGGAAUCAACGUUUAAAAGUCUUUGAUCUCUCUUUUGAUCGUCGAUUGGACUCACUUGAGGCUACAAUUGAUACCCCAAAUUUAGUUUCCUUUAGCUACAGUGGGUGUUCAAUGUUUAAAAUUUCAGUUAAGGCACCGAAUCUUUCGGAUGCCUAUAUCAAAGUUCCUGACUACCCUAGGAAGGCUUAUGAUGUCGAAUGGUAUGCCAGUCUAAUAAAGUUCCUUUCGGAAUUCAAUGUCUCCAAAAACGUUCGUGUGUUUUUCUCCAAUGAAAAGGCUCUCAUCAUUCCAGAUGAAGUGAAAACGAUAUACGGUUCUCCGUUGCCCGAUCUCAAGCAUAUGAAGGUGCGGACGGGUGGUCGACUGUUUAGGAAGGUGAUGCUCAGAAAAUCUUUGCUUUGGAUUGCACCUUGUUUGAAGACAUUGCCAUUUGGAUAAUAGAUCUCUACUUUUAGUGCAUGAUAUCUGUAACUUAAGCUUAGAUUAUGCCAUGAAAAACUAGGACCUUUGUUAUGCCUUUGUGGAAGUUGACUGCAGAUUUCUGUUCUACUAAUGUAAAAACCUCUGGGUGUGUUUGGA